This is a messenger RNA of Solanum verrucosum, 789 nucleotides long. RefSeq names its product F-box/kelch-repeat protein At3g23880-like. NCBI's taxonomy places the organism in Eukaryota, Viridiplantae, Streptophyta, Magnoliopsida, Solanales, Solanaceae. The transcript has a single exon. The coding region runs from base 1 to 789 and encodes 262 amino acids. The record is from RefSeq and is a predicted model, not a curated record.
AUGGAACCCCACUACGUCAGAAUCAAUAGUACUUCCCCUUUAGGAUCGCCAGAACAGGAAUCAACUUAUGGAUUGGGAUAUGACUCGACUAGUGAUGAUUAUAAAGUCCUUAGGAUUGACAAGGACGGCACUGCACUAGAUGAAAUUGUAGCACUAAAAAAUGGUUCCUGGAGAAAAAUUUAUUCGCCCUCAGUUGGGCCUGUAGGCGAUGUUUCCAUUUUGUAUGGUAAGGAAUGUUUGCCCUUUGUAAAUGGAGCGUUUCACUGGCUUGGUAUUGAUUCUUCUGAUACACAAUCCAUGAUGUCGUUAAAUAUUUCAGAUGAGACAUAUAAGAGAAUACCCUUAUCAAAAAAUAUGCCUUUAUACCCGGAAAGUGUGACUAUUGAAGAGGGCAUAUCUGUGUUGGGAAGUAUGAUUUGUCUUUUUAACCAUAACGAUAUCACUUUCAAUUUAUGGAUAAUGAAAGAGUAUGGUGUUCAGGAAUCUUGGAUAAAGUUACUCACAUUACCAACUAAUGGAACAUUUUCAAUUAUACCUAUAUAUAGCUUUUCCGAUGGCAAAGUGCUACUUCAAUACGAAUGCCGAGAUGAAUUACGAGGAAUUAAGGUUAUUUAUAGAACAUGUGACGAUCGAAUAUGGUCUUUUGAUAUUGAUCCACUUUCCUUUAUCCUGAAUGGUUUUGUUUAUAUGGAAAGUUUAAUCAAUCCAAGAGAGAUUGAUGCAUAUCUGAUUCAUAAACAAACAGACUUGACAUUUCUUAAAAAGCGAAAAAGAGAGGAUUUGCUCUAA